AUGAAUAUUUCUUCUGGAAGGGGGAGCUCAAGCCCUUGUAGUUCAUUUGGGUCCAGAAGUGAAAGAAGGAGAGCUGCUCCAUUGUGUAAAUGUGGGAGGCAUAGUGUUGUUUACACCUCCAAGACCAUUAGAAACCCAAAUAGAGCAUUUUUAAGGUGCCCCAAUUUCAAGGAAAAGAAGCCACACUGCAACUUUUUUACAUGGGUGGAUGAUGCUACAUCUGAUACCAUGGAGCUGGAAGAUUGGAGAAUUAACAAACUGGAGCUGAAUGUAGCUGAAAUGGAAUUCAAGUUGAAUUUUUUGGACAUGAAGCUCAAUGAUGAAAUGCAGUUGGAGGUGAACGAGCAUAAAAAGAAGAUUAAUGACCACUAUGUAAAGAUUGAAGACCUAUCAAUGAAGAUGCAUGCAUAG
Molecule: messenger RNA, 411 nt
Organism: Gastrolobium bilobum
Lineage: Eukaryota; Viridiplantae; Streptophyta; Magnoliopsida; Fabales; Fabaceae
Exons: 2
Coding region: 1-411 (136 amino acids)
Molecular function (GO): zinc ion binding
Source: RefSeq, a predicted model, not a curated record